Lycium barbarum (goji berry) is the source of this 823-nucleotide messenger RNA. RefSeq lists its product as uncharacterized. Bases 65 to 460 code for a protein of 131 amino acids. Lineage: Eukaryota; Viridiplantae; Streptophyta; Magnoliopsida; Solanales; Solanaceae. The record is from RefSeq and is a predicted model, not a curated record. The transcript is spliced from 2 exons.
CUACUACUCCAAUAUCUUGCCCAUACCAUAAUAGUCCCCAAAAAACCACUGAUAGCCAAUAACAAUGGCCUCAAAUCCUACUAAUAGCGUCCAAAAAAGUAGUAUCAUCACCCAUUCCUAUCCAACUACCAUAUUCCGAUGGGCCCCAGUCCGCCGGAAAAUAUCAUUACGGAAAAAGAGGUUACCGACGGUGCGAUUAGGAGGCGGAAAGAGCAACAACACUCGCCGAGGAUUCUCAGUCGUGAAGCUUUUCCGGCGAGUCCGAUUGAGGUGGCUGAAGUUAAAGUACGCGUGUUUGCUUAAAAAACUGAAAGAAUAUUAUCAGUCUGUAGUGAAAGAUAUAAUGGAAAAUGGAGGAACACUGGAUGCGUUCCAGCAACGUUUAUUAUUGGAGACUUCUUUUGCGGUUCCAGUGAUGGGCCUUUCUUUCAAUACUUUUCCAAAUCACUAUGGCACGUAAUUGAGAGCAGCACGACCGAUCAACGACGUUAAACAAAAUCUUUUUGGAAAAUGAAGCUCUUCCGAUCUGUGUGUGCAGAUUUGUAUCCUUUUCCUAAGAUCUGACCAAGCUCAUGCAUAUUGCCAACUCCGGGAAGUUGUCAACAAUAUCUCUAUUUUGUACUAUUGCAGUCUACAGACAAGAUUUUGUAUUUAUAAAGACAGCCGAAUCAUAGAAAAUCAUCCGAGUAUAAAUAAAAUAUGUUAAAACGGGGAAGCAAAUGGAAUAAUUCCUUGGAGAGGUUGCUUCGCCAGAGAGAAACAACGAAUUAGAGAUGUAUAAUUUGUUAUUGAAGCAAGUAUAGCUUAGAGCUUAGAGAGAUCA